This is a messenger RNA of Scomber scombrus (Atlantic mackerel), 10268 nucleotides long. RefSeq names its product zinc finger CCCH-type containing 12B (gene zc3h12b). Gene Ontology annotation, molecular function: mRNA binding; metal ion binding; RNA endonuclease activity. NCBI's taxonomy places the organism in Eukaryota, Metazoa, Chordata, Actinopteri, Scombriformes, Scombridae. Gene Ontology annotation, cellular component: cytoplasmic ribonucleoprotein granule; nucleus. The transcript is spliced from 6 exons. The coding region runs from base 1411 to 3924 and encodes 837 amino acids. The record is from RefSeq and is a predicted model, not a curated record.
CAAUAUCCAUGUGUGAAAAUGUACAGCUGCAGAUGUUAUAGCAGCUCUGCGUGGUUUAUACUGCAGAGUGAAGUCCUGCACUGCUUUGCCUUAAAACAGCUUUGCUCACUGAGGAAUUCAGUUUCAGUUCUGAUUGUCAGAGGGCUGGAGGCGCAGGGACACACUGUUCAGCCCACACUCUGUCUCAGGUUAUGUGAUCUCGUGCACUCACCUCAUGCGUGUCUGGCUUGAAUGCUGCGUAUGAGACCAGUAACGCUUCUGUGCUUGCAGAAGUGAGGAGCUGUUCUGCAGCACAUUAACACAUUUUAGGCACGAAGACUGGGUUUCAUUUUCAAAAAAACAGUAAGCAGGAGAGACAUCAGAGUCAGGUGGAGACUCUCUGUCUGUUGUUUGCACCUAUAUUUGUAUAUACAGCACCUAUAAAAGAGGGGAGCAGUGUAUGUAUUUGUCUUAUUUUAAGUGACUAAAAUUGUGAGUUUGUAAUAUUUAUAACACGGUAAAGAAUGUUUAUAAUCAGUGACAUGCAAAGAUCUGAAAAAUAUGAAGUAAGUGAAGUGGCAGACAAUGUCAUCAUUGCAUGCUCUCUGAUGAAGGGCUUACAUGGCUGGCAGACAAAUCUAAUUGAGAAUAGUUGAUGCUGUUGCCACCUAACAUCAGUAAAUAUUCACACUGCCGCCAUCUGCUUUGCAACAACUCAUGCAAAGAAGUUCACUAAUGAAACGCAGUUGGAAAUGCUUUAAAAAAUUUGCAUAUGCUGGCAGUUGCAGAUCACAACUUUAAGUACAUCAUUAGUUGCCUGUACCUGUAACAUGUCAGUCAGGUGACAGCUGGAUAAGAAAUACAGCUUACACUCUUAGCAGAUAUUUCAGAGUAUUUUGCUGAAAAGCGUAUUUCACUAGAAAAAGCAAACUAAACUAAAGUGUAGACCGGUUUGUUGAGUUAAGCAGCAUGUCACUGCUUACUCUACUCAGGUUAAAACUUCAUAAUGCCCGUGCACUUCUGAGUGAACCUAAAACACAGUCAGAACAUACAUUGGUCUGCUAUAAAAACAGUCCUCAGUCCUUUUCCUGUGCUGCAGUUGGUGUUUUGGGGGAGGGGCUAACUUUAUAUAUUUGGUCAUGUUCGUUGUGUGCAUAAUUGUCGCUUGCACCAGAUAGCAAUGUUUCCCACAGGUAGAGGACUGGUCAACCGCAAUUGGAGCGUAAGGUUGAGAGUUGAAGGGGCUGAAAAAGCACAGUUCAUUCUGGAUUAAGUAGUUCACAUAGGGGAGACUGUAUUACUUUGGCCCUACACACAGAGCCUGUAGUGCUGAAGUCUAGCAAUGAAUAAGAUUCCCUGGUUGCGGUGGAGGUGAGGAAGCAUGGGGUGGAAAUCUGAGGUGACGAGGCGAACGUGACGACAGCAUGGUCCAUGGUGGAGAAGCUCAAAAUGGAAAAACGCCCAUGCAGGGAAGAGAACAUUGACUCAAGUGAGGCCCAGCACGCCACUGAUGAGUCUGAGGAUGGAAGCAGCUCAGAAAGCGAAUCCGAGGAGCAACAACACCUGAAGGUUCAGGCGAACAGCAGCAGCUGUAAGAGGAGGGAGCCCUUGGCUGCUACAAAACCCCACCGCCAACUCUGUCGUUCUCCGUGCCUGGACCGGCCAAGUUUUUCCCAAAGUAGCACCGUGCAAGAUUUUCGUGAGGAAGACGCCGGUGCAGGAGCGGGGCUCAAGCAUGCCAGCGACAGGGAGUACCAGACAAAGAUGGAGUUUGCUUUGAAGCUGGGCUAUUCAGGAGAGCAGGUGCAGACAGUGCUCAACAAGUUGGGAGCUGCCGCUCUUAUUAACGAUGUGCUCGCUGAGUUAGUAAGGCUUGGAAAUAAAGUAGAGCCUGAAAGUCAACCUUCCAGCAGUACGGCCACAUCAGUGUCACGCUCCCCCUGUGUUAAAGAGACAGCGAGUCCAGAGGUGUCAUUGGAAGAGGAGUCUGUGGAUACAUAUGAUAACCUCAGGCCUAUCGUCAUCGAUGGUUCAAAUGUGGCAAUGAGCCAUGGAAACAAAGAGGUGUUCUCAUGCCGUGGUAUCCAGCUUGCUGUUGAAUGGUUCCUAGAGAAAGGACAUAAAGACAUCACUGUGUUUGUCCCAGCCUGGAGGAAGGAGCAGUCAAGGCCUGAUGCCCUCAUUACAGAUCAAGAAAUAUUACGCAAGCUGGAAAAAGAGAAGAUCCUGGUUUUCACCCCGUCUCGGAGGGUUCAAGGCCGAAGAGUGGUGUGCUAUGAUGAUCGCUUCAUAGUGAAGCUGGCUUAUGAUUCUGAUGGAAUUAUUGUGUCAAAUGACAACUAUAGGGACUUGCAAAACGAGAAGCCAGAGUGGAAGAAGUUCAUAGAGGAGCGUCUCCUAAUGUACUCAUUUGUCAAUGACAAGUUUAUGCCACCUGAUGAUCCACUGGGAAGACAUGGUCCAAGCUUAGAAAAUUUCCUUCGUAAGCGUCCUGUUGUUCCAGAGCACAAAAAACAACCCUGCCCCUAUGGGAAAAAGUGCACAUAUGGACACAAGUGCAAGUACUACCAUCCAGAGCGCGUCAACCAGCCGCAGCGGUCAGUGGCUGAUGAACUGCGGGCCUUUGCCAAAUUGUCUGCAGUGAAGACAAUGAGUGAGGGGGCUUUAGUGAAAUGCGGUAUUGGUCCAGCGACUGUAAAAGGGGACAACUCUGAGGCCAAACGUGUGGCACCCAAACGUCAGUCUGACCCCAGUAUUCGUUGUGAACCUCCAGAAACGCUGUCCAUUGUUAGGAAGUCUGAGACAAAUUCAGUGCCUUCCCUUGUGUCUGCUCUCAGUGUGCCCACCAUGCAGCCCGCCAAGAGCCAUGCAGCUGGGGCCUUGAAUACCCGAUCAGCCAGCAGCCCAGUGCCAGGUUCUUUGCAGUUCUCACACAGUUCUCUGGAGCACAUGUCUAGUGUACAGUACCCGCCCAUUUUGGUUACUAAUAGUCAUGGCGCCUCUGUUACAUACAGUGAACAGUUCCCAAAGUAUGAUUCAGUUAGUGACCAUGGGUAUUACUCACUGCACAGUGAUUUUUCAAACAUGAGCAUGAGCAGCAUGCAUAACGUCGACAGUUUCUGUAGCAUGGAGCACGAGCAUGGUGUGUAUCAGAGAAAUCCCAGCCACUGCCCUGAAUCCUGCCUCAGCCAUUCAAACAGCGACUCGUUCUCCUCCUACGGGGACCUGUACCCAAGCUCUGUGGACAGUAGCUUAGAGGAGACCAUGAAGGGGCAGCAGCAGUCUUCUGCUCAGGCUAGGAUGCAAGCUUUCUCCCAUGGGUUUCGGCAUGAAGCGCUGACUAGGGUACAGAGUUAUGGACCAGAGGAGCCCAAGCAGGGCCCCCGUAAGCAGUCUGGAGCUCACCUCGCACCACAUAUCCAGCAUGCUGCAGUGGGGGCCAGGUCCAGCUGCCCUGGAGACUAUCCCCUCACUCAGAAUGUCCUCCCACCUCUGUCCUCCCAGCCCACUCGGUCUCUUGGCAUGACUCGCAUGGACAGCAUAUCAGAUUCACGGCUAUAUGAUAGCAACCCAAUGAGACAGAGGCGACCUCCACUGUGCCGCGAGCAGCACGCAAGCUGGGACCCUCUGCCUUGUGGUAAUGAGUCCUACGGAUAUCACUCAUAUCCACUGAGUAACAGCUUGAUGCCCUGUUGCGAGCGGGUGAUGGUCCGCAGCAUGCCAGACAAAAUGGAACAAAUUUGGAACUCGCCGUGGGAGACCCCAUCUGCAGCUGAACACCAAGAGCGGUAUGUCAUCCCAGACCACCAGUAUCAAACAUAUCGGAACCUUUGUAACAUCUUUCCUGCUUACGUAGUCCACUCAGUGAUGGAGAAGAACCCUCAUUUGACAGACCCCCAACAACUCGCCGCCGUCAUUGUUACAAAACUGAGGUCGUGCCAUUGAGGCGUUAUUAAGCAUUCAAAAUUGAAGUGAUAAGGGAAAUAAGCAUUUUGGUCACAAAGAUAGGCACUUGUUAAAUGUUGCUGCAUCUGCAACAUCUGCCCUCAGGAGUUAAUCAUUUUUUAAAUGUCUCGCUGUCAGAUUUGACAUCAGUAAGAUGACAUAGAAGUAUUGAGCAUAGAUGAAGUUUGUCUGAUCAGUAGAAUUGUAAGAUGUUUCACAUAUGAAAGCUACUUUUUUAUAUGAAGUGUGGCGCAUAUGAUAUAAGGUAACAACCUACAUACAACACAUUCAUAAUACCUGAGCAGGAGCUGCAUAACAGCUUUGCACCAUAUCCACGAUUAACUGAACGCUUUAGUUUUAUCAAUCAAUCAAAUAGUUAAAUGUCCCUCAGCUUAAUGUAGAUUGUGUUUCUGAUGAAUUAAUUGGUCACACGUUAUUUCAUGUCAUCAUGAUCAACUGGUUAACCAUCAUAAUUUAAAUUUAAAGACUAAUCUAAUCCUAAUUUAAUGUAGCUAGCAAGUGUAUUAUUGAACCUUAUCAUUUCGUGAGUCAGUGUGAAUUACGUGGAUUAAUAAACGGGUCAGCCACACAGUUAAGAUAGGAAAAAGUUACACUCCCACAUUUGCCUUAUUAAAUUUGACAUCAGUGUAUGUCAACAUUUGUGCACCAUGUAGCUUUUAUGAAGAUCUUGUUCAGGUCAUGUGAAUGUGUUAUGAAAGUGGUGCAUCGGUACUAUAAAUAACCUUGCUUAGGUCUGCCUCUGCUGUAAAUAAUUUUUGUGACUUAUUUUGUGCUUUUUAUUUUAAAGAUAAGUAAGAGGGAGGUAAGUACAUACCUCAAAGCAUGAACUAUGACAUUUAAUGGCCUUAUAUCUGAAUGACCUCACGCUUUCGUCGUCGUCUGAUCGGUUUCAAUGAAAGUCUUUAGUCGUUGAAGCCUCCUUUCAAAUGUAAAGCACUAUCUCAGUAUCUAAAGAGAUAUAUUUUCUCAGCCUCACUUAACAAAGCUACUAUUUUGGUAGAAUUUGACAGUGCACAAAGCAAGCCAAAAAGGAGAUUUGACUUGUGUAUAUAUAUAUGUAUGUGCACAUAUCUAUGUACAUAUAAUCACACAAAAGCCAUUAUUUCAAAGUCAUUUAUAAGCUGCUAAAUAAUGCCAAAAAAAGAAUUUCUAUAGUUUCAGUAUUCUACAUAACUUCACACGAUCGACUGGAUUAUAGUAUAAACCUAACAUCUGUGUUUGGAUUAUUUCAUAUGGUGUACUGUACAGUUACCUUACUGAUUUUUAUUGGAUACUACGUCCUGGAUUUUCCUAUUUCUAUAUUAGUCAAACCUGUUGUGCUGAUUCUUUUCAAUGUGGAAAUAUUAGUAUCUUUGUUUCAAACACAGUAGCUCUAAUAAACUCCUUCAAGUUGUCAGCGGAGCAGUUUGUUUUCGGGAGCAGGCUAAUUUUGUUUCAAUGACUACUUUUACAUGCAUUUAAGUCGUCUGAUGAUUGCCAGCUUUAGUCAAUAACCCAAUUGCUGAUGCAUAAAUAAGAAACUUAGUCUAAGGCAUGAAGAGGAACUUGUUAACAGCUUUUCUGAUGGGAUUUAUACACUUCCUACUAGGUUGUCUUCUUAUGUGUGCUAAUGCACAUGAUAGAGACCCAGGACAGGGAAGGGAACCUUUGUCCAGGUUUAAUUCCCUGCAGUAUAAAGAGAUUCGAAAGUCCAGUCUUUGAGCAAACAUAUUAAUAUCACUAACAUACACUACAAUGUUAACCAUCAGGCUAGUUUGAUUAGUGAGUGUUCCAUCCAGAUGCACAGUAGGAAUUUGUUUAAUGUAAACACACAGCAACAAAACUAUCAAUGGGGCUGUGGCAUAUUUCUUAAAAUGCUUCAUAAAUAACUUACUGUAUUAGACGCACUUCAAAUAUGGCAAAAUGAAAUUUUGAGAGAAAAUGUGCUUUCUGACUAACUGCAUUUCAACUUUUUUGCAACAAUGUGCAUCUGUAAAAUGUCAUAAUAUAACCUCUCUGACAGCCAGUUAGUUUCUUAUGUGCAUGUGAAAGUAGUAAAACCUUGAUUUCACUGGGCUGCGAUGUGACUUGCCCAAGUUGUAGAAAUGUAUUAUCAGAGGCAAUGGGAACAGUGUUUACCAUCACAGUUUAACGGUUUGCACAAGUAAUUCUAUAACAGACUGAAUAUUUACCUGGUGUUGCGUUUGUCAGAUGAAAUUAUAAAAAAAAUUGUAAAAAAAAAAUCUGCCUGUAACGAUCAGGCCUGUGAGCAAGUUCAGCAUUAGGCUCAUUUUGUGAUAUCUUGUAGAGUAUGAGGAUUAAUGUACAAAAAAAAUGAAGUGAAUGCUAGAAAGCAUGUUGAAGAUGAAAUAUAUUGUACUGUUUGGCUUUUUUAAGGGAGACGGAAGUGCUCAAAUGCAGAUGUAUAGUACGCAUACAUGCAGCCCGUCUACCAGGAUCAUGGAAGGGUUUGGCUGUGCCUUGCAGCACAUUGCUCUCAGGAUGCUUUCAGUUUUCUAAUUUUCAGUCUUUUCCUGCCAAAAGAGUCUGAUCUAGUAGUUAUAUAUUUUGUGAACCUUCUACAUGUAACAUGUAGUACCUUAAAGUAGUUAUGUACGGUUGAAAUGUGGAGAUAACAUUGCAAAACUUUGUACUUUUUCUGUAUAUCCUAGUUAUGCACCUUGAGUUUUGGAGCGGUGGGCUAAUAGGGUGGCUUUAUGUGAUGCAGCUUGAGUCAGAUGUAGUAAUGUUACUGUUCAUUAGGGUGCUACAGUAAGUAGCCCAAGACAAAAAUGGGUGAUAAAAAACAUCUUAACGACCAUUUGAUUUCCCCAUAGUUUCAUAAUACGCUGAUUGUUGAGUCAGUGAACUUGAUUGGAUCUUUAAAUUAGACCCAUGGGUGAGACAUUCAUGCUCAAAAGUCCUUGAUUUCAAUGAUCCAUGGCCUUUUUCUCCACUCUCACCCUCAGGACGAAGUGCUACAUGAAACAUGCAGCUUCAAAUGGCAGAAAGGUCGUACCAUGUAAAGCCAACCUUACAGUGAGAUCAUGCUUUGAGUGCAUUUAAAGGGAAAUGCCACUUAAUUUCAGUAUUUGGGCAUGGUACUCUGAGGCUUACUGUUGAAUUGCAUGACUGAGAAAUUUUACAGUAUACUAUCACACGCCUGUGAAAGAGAAGACAGUGAAAUAACAAAUAGAAAUGGGGGACAGUUUAUUCUUUUUUUGGUGUUUUAUUAUUUUAACAAAUAAUUAAAAACACAUGGUGGAAGAGCUCAAACACAAAGUUCACAAAGUUGUCUGUUUUGAUGACAUCAGACUUUGUGUUCGCCCUUUGCUUUAGGAAAGUGUUUGUGAUUAUUGUCUAAAAGAAACUGUAUGAGAAUUUUUAAACUGAGUGGUAUUACUCUUUAACAGGGCUAAUUAUGUGAGCCUGACUUUGUCUCGUUGGUGGUGCUUCAAAAAUCUAUAUUUCUUUAUAAUGUUUAGGUACAACCACAGUGUAUGAACAGACAUAAAGAAAAAAAAAACAUUUGAAUGUGUUUUGCCCAAAUGAAUUUUGGGCUUUGCUGACUUUGUUUUUUCAUGAAAAAUGACGAGGCCACUUUAGGCCGGCUGUCUGUUCAUGAGAAGGUGAAACAAACUGCCUAAAUGUUUCUUCAUGUGAAACAAUCAGAUUGCAAGGCUGCUGUCAAGGUUGUUUCUGGCAUUUGGCUAAAAGUUUGCGUGCCGUUCCUUUUUUUCCUUGAGGCAGUUGAACUGUCAGUCUCCAAAAAUUAGUGCAAAAAGUAGGCCAUCACUAAUAAAAGUCAAAACGUUACUCUGAUUGCUGAUUGAGAAAAAAACUCAGGAUCUCCUGUGUUUGUUAGUGAGAGUGAGAUCCUUCUUUAACUUGAACGCUGGAAUAGUCCAUUGCACUGAUGAACUCAGUAUGUUAUCUCAGAUUGAUGAAGCAAGUAGUACUCUUAUAGGACAUUGUGUUUUGUAUUCAGUGUGGGAAAUCUUAUAUCCACUAUCAACAUUACACACGUCAUCUGUGGCACUGCAGAUUUACAGUGCAUAAAAUCAAUGUGAAAUCAAUCAUUUAAACUCGGACAGAUCUCAUUACAUUGUCCUUAAAUCUACGUAGUUAGUGGUUUUAUGGAGAUCUGCAUACAUGAUUGAACUUUAAUGCUCACAAGCUGAUGUGUUACUAUUUCUGGUACAGUGCCCCAUGACUUGCUCUCUGCCAUUAGAUAAAGUGCUUCUCACGGACAACGUGGGUUUAACAAGCAUUAGAUCAGAUUCACAUUUAAAGCCCAGCGGCUAUUUCACACCUGACCAUAAUGUUGAAAAUGAUGGUAGCUGCCCCAAUCCAAAAGGUUAGACUCUGCUUUCACAAAUCCCAUCUGGACAUUUUGGACAUUUUCCACUUUUGAACAAAAAAGAAUGGAAGUGUAGCUGAUUUGGUCACUUAUGCAUUUCAUUUCAUUUUCUUUUAGAGAUAUUUCAAUUUUAACUACGUCCAGAAAGACACUGUUUUCACUGGGCCAUAGACUACUUUCAAGCCAGAAAUAAAACCUCCACAAUCACAUAAAAGACUUUCAAUGUACCAAUCCAGUAUUUUACUACUUAGCCAAAAGGUUACACUAGAGGCCAGAAGGUGGUUUACAGUCCCAACCCUCCCUUUGUAAGUGCCGCAAACAACUAAGCCACAAAUGUCUAGAAUUGACUUUUGCUUGUUGAUACAAAUUGUAUCUAUACCUUGAAUGUAACAAAAUAUGAAAUGUAUAAUAUGAAAAUAGUUUUAUUUAAAUAAAGGGGGAAAAAAUCAAUGCCAUAAUGUUUGUGACACUGUGUGUCACUGGGAGUAGCCCAUUGGUAUGUACUAAUUCUUACUGGGUACAGUAGUUAAUUUACAGGGACAUUAACGUGCUACCUAGAAGUGCACAGAUACCCUGUGUACAGCAGUAAGCAUCAUGUCCUCUCUGUACAUAGUCACACGUGUGUGUGUAUAUAUAGAAAGCGAUCUGUAAAUGUAACAGUAACAGUUACUUCAGUUGUUCAAAUACUUAGAUCAUUUCUGUGUUGUAACCUGUGCACCUUGGUUAAGUGCAUCUAUUUCCUCUGAAUUGACAUGUCUGCUUUAUGCUAUUUUAAUGAGAAUUUCAAUAUUUUCUAAUAUAUUUUUGCCUAACAAAACAUGCCAAAGCUAUUCUUGGGCGGCUUUGUCAAACAUAAUUUCUUGUGAUCCAACAUAUGGGUUGUCAUGCGGUGAAUUCUGUAUUUCAGAAGACAAAGGAUUUCUGCAACUAACACCAAACGCAAAUCUGGCUAACCUCACGGUUAAAAGCAUGAUAUUGAAAUUUCUGUUUGUUAUUGGUUGAUCUUUGGCGUCAGAUGACGUCUCCACAUGCUUAACUAAAGUAGCUUUACCUGGGCGGAUCAACCAGAGGCAGACAUCAUUUUCAGUUCACUGACUGGUGAAUUCAAUUUUUACUCAGAUUUGUGUUUGAUGUUAUUGAUUUUUCAAGAUAGAUUCUUUUUUAAAUGAAAGUUUACUGGAAUGUUUGGGAGUUGAUUUAGUGACUAACCCUGUAUGUUGGCAAAGCAGAGGUGUGUUGAAUAUUGAUUUCUUUUACUAUCAAAUGUUUCGCCCAUUGUGAUUUAAUAAUCUUGGUAUCUGAGGCCAGAUUGUUCAUUUCAAGCUGUCGUUUGAAAUGAACAUUCUGCAGCUAUCAGCUGGCCCUUUGGAAAUUAGACUAGUGCUAUUUUUAAGAUGUUCAAGACUAAUACUUUCAAUAUAAUAUUAACUUCAGUUCAGAAUUGGUUGUUAUUGGCUAAGAUCAAGACCAAAGGGAUUUUUGAUGUGUACACACUGUUAUGAUAGUGAUCAGUAACACACACAAAAAAGCAGUUAUGGUCAAAUAAUUGUGAACCUCUUGACUUUUUGCAGUUUGUUCUGCCAGAUGAUGUAAAAAUGGGAUUGUUGGUGCACAAAAUGCUAUGACAAGAGGUACACACGUGACUGUACAUAUAUACAGUGUAAUACUCAGGUUUAAACACACAAACAUUUUAAAUCUCAUACUUUGUUGUUUUCUAAUACUUAAAGAUGGAGUGGUGGUCACAUUUCUGAAGUGGUGUAGGUCACCUGUUUGACUAGGCCAUUGUGUCUGCAGUGUAAAAAGGGAAAAAUAAAGGUAUUUUUGUGUUGUGAUGAUCUGCAGUAUUGUAAUCCACACUGACUGGAAAGCAUCGCUUUUGUAGACCAAAAUAUACAAAAAUAGACUAUUUGGGUCUGUGGGCUCAAACAAAAUGUAAGUCUUAAUGACAAAAUGUGUUUCUCUCCAUAAAUAAAGCAGAAUUCUG